CUCUUUCUCCCUUUAUCACCCUCACAUUUUUCUCUCUCUAACGUUUCUAAAAGCUUCUCUCUCUCUUUCUCUCUUUCUCUCUUUCUCUCUUUCUCUCUUUAGAUAAUAUGGCUGAAACAUUUGACGUAUCGCCAUUGAAACGUUACAGAGAACAAGAAACCCUAACCGAAGAAGACACGACUAAACGUCAAAAGCCAUCUUCGUCAUCAUCGUCUUCUUCUUCCUCUUACAAUCAGAUUCUCUGUCUCCUCGACGAUUCAGACGAACAAAACCAACACAACAAUGACCUAACAUCCUUUAUAAACGCCCUCCAGCAAGAAAUCUCAUCCGAUGACCAAAACGCUGUCGUUUUAGGAACCUUCAACGUGGAAGACUCGUCGUCGUCGUCGUCGUCUUCGUCGUGCGUUUCCUCAAAGGAAAAAGAAGAUGUCAACAAGGAGAAAGUGAUGCAGCAUCUUUUGGAAGCUUCUGACGAUGAACUUGGGAUACCUAACACCGAUUUUGGCGAGAGUAAUUAUGAAAAGAUUAAUGAAAGUUACGUUUAUGGAGAUAGUUUGUUAGAUGGGUUUGGUGAUGCGUUUUGGGAACUUGAAGACGAAGCUGCUAAUUAUUACACGUUGCUACAGUCUGAGCUGUUCAUGUAGAAAUUAUCCUAAUUCUGGAUAAAAGUGAACAAAAAAAACGUAAAUCUGGAAGUAUAUGCCAAUUAAAAAAACAAAAGUGGGUGUCUUUUUUUUUAUAUGGA
This is a messenger RNA of Camelina sativa (false flax), 745 nucleotides long. RefSeq lists its product as uncharacterized. The record is from RefSeq and is a predicted model, not a curated record. Lineage: Eukaryota; Viridiplantae; Streptophyta; Magnoliopsida; Brassicales; Brassicaceae.